ACGGUUAUCGCGUCUAAUCGAAUUUGGCUUAAAUUCGAGGGCGAAUAGAACAGAAAGCGACAAAAGGGCUUGGAAAAUCGCUGGAACAGCUAACCGCGUAAAAGCCUACAAUUUCCAACUAAAGAGUUUUCUCCGAAUGCGUUUGUGAGCAGCUACAUUGUAUUUUGUUUGCUUUUUUUUUGCGAGUGAAAAACACCCGGCAAGUGAACCAAUUUUACGGAUUUUCAUCUCUGGCUUCCAGACUCCGUAUUCCGUACUCCGGGAGGUAUGCAAUGAAUUUCGCCUGCAGUCGCUGGUGCUCCAUUUAAAGGAUAUUCCAUGCCGUGCUGCUGGCUGAUAAAGUAGCGCCGAGGAAAACGGUUACGGAAUGGAUGCGCGCCGGCAGAAACGACUUGGCCCAGCGCCAAUUGCAUCCUUCGAAAAGUCAUUCGAGGACAAUGCCACGACAAAUGCACAGCAGCAGAGCCAACACCAGCAGGAGCAACAGCAUCCUGGCCAUGUGGCGAUGAUGGAGCAAAGUGUGCGAAACCAGACAACGAUGUCGACGACGGCCAAUCGGAAUAGAACCGCCGGCGGCAUAGAAGCACCCAGCAUAGCCGUUGCAUCUGGACCCGCUUCCGCAGCAUCCGCAGCAUCCGCAACAUCCGCAGCAUCCGCCUCCUCAUCCUCCUCGUCAUCGGUUUCAUCGGCCACUUGCUCGGCAACAAUUGUCCAGGCGAAACAGCGACCGCCGCCCCUAAAAACGGCGACGACAACGGUGACCACCACUUUGGUGAGCAGCAGCGAGGGCGGUCAGCCCCUGCCACCCACCGCCCACUCGGGGCCCGGUGGUCCAGGCGGUGCAGGGGUGGGGGGUGGUGCCAGCUACCGCGGCGCUGCCACCCUGACCACGCCCUCAACGCCCCGCAUCGAGCUUAGUCGCGCCUCCAGUUCGUCGCAUCACGAGGAGGACAGCCGGGAAAGCAGUCCGGAAAAUGUAUUCGACCAGGUCGGAACUGGCACCCUACAGGAAACGAUUGGCCUUGGCUUUCGGGAGGAGGGUGCCCUCGAGCUGCGCAGCUCCACCGAGGAGCUGUACUUCAUGGAUCCCGAGCAGAAGAAGGAGGAGCAGGAGCGGAUCCAGCAGCAGCAGCAGCAGGCCAAGCGCUCGUCGCCGCACAUCUUCAAGUUCGACGACCACCAGAGUUACCUGCAGCAGCACCAGCGCAAGGAUUCGGCCAGCUCGGAGGUGGCUGCGUUGCUCUGCAUCUCGGGUCGCACCAGUCGCAUCUCGAGUGUGGGCAGUCAGGGAUCGGCGGUGAGUCGCCUCUCGGCGAUAUCGGGUGUCUCGCGUUCCCCCUCGCCGCAUCGCAUGCUGCUGGAGACCUCGUUCUGUGGCCCCAAGCCGGUGGAGCUGGGCGGUGCCAGUGGUGGCGGUGGAGGUGGUGCUGGUGCUGGUGCUGGUGGUAGUGGUGCCUCCACCGCGGCCAGUUCGGGCCACAGUCGGGCAGAGGGAAUGCCAGGUGCCGGCACGGUGGCUGCCAAUGCGGCCCUGCUCGAGCAACUGCUCUUGGCCCGCAAACAUGAUCCCACCCAGGCUGUUCUGGCCGAGGGCAUCAAGGUACUGCCCCCCGCGCCAACGGGCUCCGGCUCGGCGAGCACCUCGAGUCGCGGCCGGAGCAGACAGAUGGCCAAUGGCCAGGAUCGGAUAGAGAAGGACGUGCCGAAGAUGAAACAGACAAUUGGCGCCCAACGUAGGGGCAACAAGAGUCCGGGUCAAAUGGUUGUGGGCAAGACGGCCAGCGGCACGGAGUACAUACGGAUUAAUCUGCGGCCGGAUCACAUGUACAGUGACAAGGGUAUAGCCUCCAAUGAGCGCGUGGUGGAGGCACCCAACCAGCUGGCACCGGUCUACUCCAAGCCCGCCUCCCUCAGUCUGCAACAGGCAACAGGUGGUCCCAUCGAGGAUAUCCAUCGCCUGACCCCCACGGCCAGUCCCAAGCCGGGCAAGCGAUUGACCAGCCGUUCACCCUCACCCGCAACUGGAGGUGCUGGCGGAGGCACCGUUUCCCGCAAGAGCUCCUUCAGCUCCCUCUUCCGUUUGGGCAAGGACUCACCGGAUUCGCCCAGGGAAACGGCUCGCUCGCGUAGCAAAAGUAAAGAGCGACCCGCCACGGCCUCGGGCGGAUUGGGUGGCGAGCGAAGUGGAGGCGGUGGUGGUGGUGGUGGUGGUGGCUCCCAGAACGUAACGCCCAGCAAGCAGAAGUCGGUGUUGGCCAUCUUCAGGCCCGGCAAGCGGGGCAGCCAGAGCAGCAAGAGCUCCUCGCCCAUAGAGUGUAGUGCGGAGCCAGUGCCGCCGCCACCACCACCUGCUCCCGGAUCAUCGGGGUCCAACACCAACACCACCAAUCGCAGUCGCACCCCAGCCGGAUCGCGACCCGGCAGUCGACUGCGCUACUACGAUGAGCCGGUGGAGGGGGUGAUCCACAUACCACUGCACACGCCGCCGGAGGAGCGCGAGGCUCGCACCCUGCUGCAGGGCAUCCAGCAGUUGACCCACGCCGCCCAGGCCAGCAUGGACCCCAGCCCACUGCCCACCCACCGAGCAGCGCCCACUGCCGCCGCGCCAGCCGGCACCCAGAUCAUCACGGCCACCCAGUUGGCGGCCGCAGCGGCUGCCCUGCGUCCGGUGGCCCAGCGGAGGGUGGCCCAGCGCCCGGAUCUGGAUGCUAUUCAAUCGCUGCCCAGCCAGGAGGAUCCACCCAUGGAACCGGGUGAAGGAAAUGGCAAUGGCAAUGGCAGUGGGAAUGGGAAUGGGAGUGGUGAGCAAAUGAUGGUGCUACAGGCUGAGCCGACGAACUGGAGCCUGGAGGUGCAGCGGCACAGUUCGCAGGACUCGCAGGAGACGACGGCCGAUUCGGUGGGCUCGGUGGUCAGUGCCCGGGCGGCCAAUCUGGCCCAGCAGCAGCGACUGCCGUCGGUGGAGAGCACCCAGAGUGCGUGCGAGCCGCGGCUGGUGCACACGGUGGCCACCGUCAAUGCCCAUCCCAAUCCGGACUUGGACUUGGCCGCCGCCGCCGCUGCGAAGGAGCGCAGGCGUCUGCUGUUCGCCACUCGCUUGGGCUCCGGCAGCCAGGAGCAGCUCUUCUCCACCCAGUUUAGUAUUUCGAAGACCGAGAGCCAGUCCAGCCAGCUGUCCGAGCAGAUGGAGCACUCCGGAUCGGAGGCAGCGGAUGGGUUGCAGCGCCAGGGCACCGUGAUUCGGAGGAUGGAGAGCACCGGCGCCGCAGGACCACCACCGCCGCCGCCGCGGGGCGUUUGCAGUUCGGAGGAGGAGCAGGGUGGUGGAGUCAUGGCCGGCACGGUGGUUAUGCGCGCCAAGCACAAGUCGCGGCCCAGUUCGGAGGACGAGGCUGCUCCGGCAGAUCUGCGACACUCGCGUUACUUGGAGAAUUUCGAUGUGCGCCGCAAGCUGCACGAGAAUCUCACGGAGGCGGAGAUUUCACGAAAGGCCGAGUUGCCAGGUGGUCAGGUGACAACCAUUCCCAGGAAGCCAAAGCGACAAAGUGUCCCAGAAUCAAGACGUGAAACCACUAGCUACAGUUCUGGUACUGCCACGCCCACCACGCCCACACCAACGCCAAUGGUUCAAAUGGGUCAAUGUCAAUCCAAGCAGCCAGCGAGCUCUGCCACCACUCCCACAAACACUGCAGCUCCAGCGUUCACUCCACCCGCUUCCACUUCCUACACGGGUGCUCCAGUCACCACCUCCAUCAAUGAGCCACUGGGCACUUCCUACAGCACUUCCUAUAAGGAGCCAUCGUUAAGGGAUCCGGCAACCACUGCCCAUCACGAUCCUCUGACCUCAACGACUCCGGAUCCCAUGCUCACCUCCCCGCCAGCCGAACGUCGCCAUUCGCAGUCAACGGAUGAGCACGAGCCCGUGGAAUCGUCGGAGAGUGAAAGGGAUUCGGAUAUGGCGGGCAGCUCGUCGGUGACCACGGCAGUGCCGGCGGGCGGAGAGGCGGGCCGGCGGCAUCACAACUUUCCGCGCAACGUGUGCGUGAUCGAGGAGCACGAGAGCACGGGCCUGGUGUCCCAGGAGUCCUUCGAGGACGAGCUGCCCUACAUACCCACCACGCUGCCCGAGGAGCGGGCCCAGGGUGUGCCCAUAAUACCCAUGCGGGAACGGGCCAAUAUGGAGCUGAAGACCUGUCCGGUGGACAGGCCACGGUCCACCACGCCGCUGAAUCCCUCGCAUCUCGAGGAGUACUGUACGGGGAUCAUGACGCCGCAGGAAGUGACUCCAGGUGGUGGUCAUCAGGAGCUCGAUGGGGCACUAGCCAUGGGCAUUGGCGGUGCGGCAGUGGCCGGAACUGCCGCAGGAGCUCCUGUGCGUGGGGAAAAACUGAGGAUCAGUUUGCCGCGCAAGGAGUCCAUCGGCAAGGAGCGCAUCCAGAACUCCAAGUCGCCGCGUCGUGUUUCCAACACCAGUGGCAAGUCCUGGUUCGAGUUCGCCGAAGAGGGCUUGCGGGCCAAUAACAAUCUGGAGCGCAAGGACUCUGCCAAACAGCUGCUACCCGUCGUCACACCACCAGCUCAAUCAGCUCCCUCUUCAGCGAAUUUGGAGGAGCCCAAGCCAAAGGCCUCAACCCAACGAAAACUCUCGGGUCAUUGGAUCGAUUUCGAGAACAUACCCGAGAAGAGGAAGCCGGCCAAGCGGAUCACCACCUUGCCCAAGGAGACGUUGACGAGCAGCGUGGUGGCCAUGGCUACCACCAGUUUCUCCUCCGCCUGUGGUAGUGGUCAUCGCUCCGCAUCCGGUUCCGCAUCCGGUUCCGCAACCGGCCACCAUCAUCAUCAUCACCACCAUCAUCAGCAGCAGCAACAGCAGUCAACCAAAACGAGUCCGGAGGGAGGCGAUAAGUUGCACUACAACUAUGUGAAGCCGGAGGACUGCCAGUGCGAGUGUCACGAGGCGGAGCGUGGGGAAUCCUCGACAGCAACGGCCGGAGCAGGAGAGUCCAGCACGGAGACGGGCACUGGAACGGGCACAGGCACGGGCACGGGCAGUGAGUCCCUGGCCUCCGUGGAGCUACUGCAGCAGGGCGAGGAUAUGUUACCACUACUCGAUCCCGACACUUCCGCGGAGGGCAGAAUUUAUGGGGACGAAGAACAGGCGCCUCUAGUACGUCACAGUGGCAAGGGUGUCUCCUCCAAUUCCCGGACCCAACACGAGGAGUUUCCACGCCGCGAUAAUGGAUCUACUCCUCGUAAUCGCAAGUUUCCCGACAGAAAGUAAACUCAACGUUCGGGAUCAGUUCUUUAUAGAUCUUCAGGGUAGCUAAGCCGGUAAUCUAUCUCUAUCUGUGUAAGUCGAGUCACUAAACUAAGGGCCAGCGUGUCCUCCUGGCCUAUAUCCUUAAUGUACCUCAAGCAGAGUGGUUGUUAUACGUGCAAAAGCCGAGGAACAAUGAUGCGUAUUACCUUUCGACUCGAUUAGCUUACAAAACAAACCAAGAGAAAAACUCUAUAUGGAAUAUACAAAUACAAAACAAAAGCAAACACUUAAAACAUAUGAUAAUAUGCAUACGAUACUCGGUACUUUAUAGCUCAUGAAUGUACAUGGUUAGGGUAAUUUUUUUGAUAGCAACAAUUACAACACUCACUCUAUAUAGCAAUCCUGACGGAUGGAGGAGAAGGUCGAUCGUUUUCCCUAGAAACUUUUCGCUGGCAAUUUUACUAUAUGUGAUCUCUCGGAUAAAGUGUUAUAUGUGUGUGGUCGAUGGGCGUUGGACAUCCGAUCGGAUUCUCUAGCUGUAAGUCGGUGUAUUUGUGUGUAGUUUGUUAACUAGCUCAGACAAAUCGAGAAAAAAACAGAAAACAGAAACCAGAAUCCACAAUCCAGAAUCCAGAAUCCCUAGGCUAAGUCACAUAGUCUUUAUCUAUAUCGGUGUCUGUGUCUGUGUCUGUAUCCGUUUCCAUAUAGCUGCGUGCGUGUGUGUGUGUUGUGGAGAUCUAUAUCUCUAUGUAGCACCAUCCUCCCGAUUUCGACCCAUAUCUGUAGGAGUCUCAAAAUGAGACACGUCAUUCAAACGAUCUAUGAACGAGUUGUAAUCGUUUUCAGUUGGUCAUACGCAAAAAUUAGCCUGAUUCAUAUGUAGCCUUUAGUUGAGUUCGAAGCGUUAGUUAGUUAGUCGGCCCCGAUUUACUGGGUGUGUUGUAAAUACAUAAGUCUAAACUAGAUUACAGUAUUCGAAAAAAAUUGAUUUUGACAAUUUUUUUUUUUGCGAAGCAAAGGAGACUUCGCUAAAAGUUUUUGAACUUUUAAUCGAGUUUGUUAUUAAAUAUACAUGAAUAUUAUUAUAUAGCCAACAAACUGCCAGCACACACACACUUGCCAUAAGAGAAGUUCCUCCUUUGUUUUUGUUUUGGGGGUAACCGGUUGAGCGAACCGCUGUUUGGUGACCCCGUUCGGUUUAUGCGCCCCAAACAUCAUGAUACGAAUACGAUCUAUAAACUAGCUUCAAAAAAAAGUCGUGUCCCUAAAGAGACAUCCUUUCACAAACUGUCAUACGAAAAAUUGAAAAAUAGAAACCACACCCACUAGCUAGCCUUUGAAAUUCCUAAAUACUUUAUUGAACUUAGCGGACAACGGACAUUCAUUGAAUUGAAGCAAAAUUAAGCAAAUAAAAUUUAAAUUAAUAUUAAUGCAAAUUAAGGAAAACUUAUAGGUAAAUUAUACAAUACGUAAACAGCAUUGAAAACGUGCGAAGCGGGUUAGGAGAACUGUACGAGUUUAUCGAAAGAAUUUCAGAGCCCCAUGAAACCCCAAAAGGGAAUAACGUAAUCGAUAACUUUUUUGUAUUUUUUUUUUUGGUAGCAAAAGUGGUGAAGCACAAAAUGCACUCGAAACAUAUACGAUAUAUAGACAUAAUGACGAAUCCAAGCAAGAUCUUAAUAAAUUGUACAAUAAUUUCCCCAAUACAUUUAUGUGAGGAUAAAUAUAUAUUCAGAUAUACAAAUCUAUAUGUAUAUGCAUGUACACAUAAGUUGCGUUUCCAAUUUCCGAUACUUGUUCUCAAUACUUUUUUUAAUCGUUUUCGAAUAAAGAUUUUUUUUUUGUAUAACUUAGACAAGCCACGAAAUUGUUGUUAAAAAAUGCAUUUACAUUACAAAACGAAGACGAGUUAAACGUUUAAAUAAGCAAAGGAAUAUGAAAAAUUGUUAUCAAAAUUUAUGCAUUCAUACGAAAACAAAACCAGAUGGGUUAAGCAAAAAGAAAUAAAAUAAUAAAUAUAUAUGUAUGCACUUUCAUUAUUUAACGAUUUCAUAUAGACGAAGAUGAUGAUUAUGAUGAAAAGGAGACAGAACAUUAAUUGAAAUCUACUCAUUAAAG
Drosophila gunungcola (fruit fly) is the source of this 7378-nucleotide messenger RNA. Its product is annotated as serine-rich adhesin for platelets. Lineage: Eukaryota; Metazoa; Arthropoda; Insecta; Diptera; Drosophilidae. The record is from RefSeq and is a predicted model, not a curated record. The transcript is spliced from 8 exons. The coding region runs from base 368 to 5281 and encodes 1637 amino acids.